AUGACAGCCUCUGUCAUGCUGCCUCCAGGAGAAGCUGACAAUUUGGUGACCCACGACGUGAUCCUGAUGUGGUUCCGAAGAAACUCCUGGAGGUGGGAGAAGGACCCAGACUACUGCGACACAGUGAAGAAGACUCCUCCAUAUGACCAGGGCACUAGACUGGUGGAUGUCAUCGAUAUGGCUAUACUGGACUUUCUCAUGAGUAACAUGGAUAGACAUCACUAUGAGACGUUUGAAAAAUUUGGGAACAAAACAUUUCUGCUGCAUCUGGACAAUGGGCGAGCGUUCGGUCGCCACUCCGUAGAUGAGCCGUCAAUCCUCACUCCUCUGAAACAGUGCUGCAGGAUCCGGCGCUCCACCCUUCUGCGCCUGCAUCUCUUGUCCCUUCCCAGCUUCCGUCUGUCAGAUGUGCUGCGUGAGUCUCUGUCCCAGGACCCUUUGUCGGUUGUGGCCCCUCUGCUCUCAGAAGCCCACCUGUCUGCGCUGGACCGCCGCCUGGACACGGUUCUGAAAGCUGUUCACCAAUGUCUGGACAAACACACAGAUGUUGUUUAUAAUGACAUGGAAGAUACGGGUCAGAGCAGUGACUGGAAAACACUGUGAUAAUAAAGGACAAUCCCCACCCCGACCACACACACAAAAUCAUUUUUAGUGACAGUUUAGCUUUACUUACGUUGGAUUUAAAACCUGACUUUCCUAUGUGUACACCUUGUAGAUCAGACAAC
This is a messenger RNA of Boleophthalmus pectinirostris (great blue-spotted mudskipper), 725 nucleotides long. RefSeq names its product extracellular serine/threonine protein kinase FAM20C. Gene Ontology annotation, cellular component: Golgi apparatus. The transcript has 6 exons. Gene Ontology annotation, molecular function: phosphotransferase activity, alcohol group as acceptor. Gene Ontology annotation, biological process: protein phosphorylation. Lineage: Eukaryota; Metazoa; Chordata; Actinopteri; Gobiiformes; Gobiidae. Bases 1 to 603 code for a protein of 200 amino acids. The record is from RefSeq and is a predicted model, not a curated record.